Acytostelium subglobosum LB1 is the source of this 1275-nucleotide messenger RNA. RefSeq lists its product as hypothetical. Gene Ontology annotation, molecular function: calcium ion binding. Gene Ontology annotation, biological process: calcium import into the mitochondrion; mitochondrial calcium ion homeostasis. Bases 1 to 1275 code for a protein of 424 amino acids. Gene Ontology annotation, cellular component: uniplex complex. The transcript has 3 exons. The record is from RefSeq and is a predicted model, not a curated record. NCBI's taxonomy places the organism in Eukaryota, Evosea, Eumycetozoa, Acytosteliales, Acytosteliaceae.
AUGUCAACAUUAACACAAAGAGCAUUAAGGUCAACUACAAGGUUCACAAAUAUCAAUACACAGAGAUGUCUGUUCAAUCAACGUUCAAGAUUCUAUUCAAACAACAACAACAAUAACUUUAAGAAUACAUCAUCGUCAUCAAGGAUUGGAUGGAUUGUUGGUGCAGGUAUCGUUGUAGCUGCCACUACAUCCGUGGCCAUUGCUGCUGAUGAGCAAUCAUCAUUCGACAAGUCACAGACAUUGAGAGAGAAGAUCGUCAACAGAUACCAAGACAAGAUCAGAGAGUACAGCACCCCAGAGAAGAUCUUCCAAACCUUUGCCUCUGUCAAAAAGAAUGGCGAGUCAUUCAUGACAUUGGAUGACUUUGUAAGAGCCAUCUUGCCAAGCCAGUUCAGAGAGUCAACACAGACAUCACUCAAGGGACUGCCGUUGAAUGUUAGGAAUGUGCCACUGUCGUUCCAGAUCGCAGAUAUUGAUGGAGAUGGACUCAUUUCAUUCAGUGAGUUCAUCUUCUUCUCCACACUGCUCUCGAUCCCCGAGAAGAGUGUAGAGAUCGCCUUCCAGAUUAUGGACGUCAACCACGACAACUCGAUCGAUGUCAACGAGUUCACCAAGAUAUUCAAGCUGCUCAAGAACCAGAGUGCCUUUGCCUCGACCUCCACCUCGAGCAAGGCACUACUCUCACAGGGCUGGGUCAACUAUCUCUUUGGCAAGCAUGGCGACAACUCGCUGUCAGUGGAGAGGUUCAAGCUGCUGCUGGACCAGGUCAGACGUGAUGUGCUCCAGCUCGAGUUCAACAUGUACGAUACCACAGGUUCUGGCUUCAUCUCUCAGCGUGACUUUGGUCGUCUGAUCGCCUCCUACAGCAACUUUGGCCAGAGGGAUCAAUACCUAAAGGCCAUUACCUCAUUGCCUGCCACUGUAACAACUCAGAACAAGGGUAUUUCCUUUGAUCAGUUUGUUUCAUUCAACAAGAUCCUUAACAAGCUUGAUGAAGUUGGACUCUCGAUCGACUUGUACAAGGGCAUCAACCAGCCAUUCACCAAGAAUGAGUUCAAGUAUGUGUCUAAGGUGAUCGCAUCGUUUGAGCCAUCCAAGGAGAUGGUGGACACUAUCUACACCAUAUUCGACUCGGACAACAAUGGUGACCUGUCCAAGGAUGAGUUUGUCGAGGUGAUGAAGCGCAGAAAGUACAGAGGUUUGGAGAAUAAUCGUGACUCUGGAUUCAUUGCCAGACUUGAAAAGGUCUACCAAGUAAUCAUUGGUAAACUCUAA